GUUGCUACUUGGUGGAAUUCUGAUUUUGCUUGUAUUGAAUCAUACCUCCUCUUAUACCCUGUUGUUGAACAGUUAAUUAGUGUCCAGCAUUUGAAACUUCAAAAUUUCAUUCUUAAUUCUUCUCAACAAACUCUUGUACAAGAUUUACUUUAUGUUCUUUCAGUAAUAGAGGUUCCUCUCAUUUCUGAUGUAAUUCCUAUGUUGCUUGACAUUUGUCAGGCACUUGAAUGUGUUAGUAAGGAUGAGAAUUUGUCUAACAUUCUUCAUAUUGCUGCUAGAGCUGGAAUACUUGUUUGUGACAAGUACUUUACUCUCACUAGAGAGUGUGAAGUAUAUUUUAUUACUAUUAUAAUGUUGCUAGACAAGAAGUUGGAAUGGUUUACUAAGAGGAACUUUCCUGAAACUGUGGUUCAAGAGAUCCAGAGUCUUAUAAUCCAAUGUUAG
Messenger RNA from Fomitiporia mediterranea MF3/22, 444 nucleotides. RefSeq lists its product as uncharacterized. The record is from RefSeq and is a predicted model, not a curated record. Lineage: Eukaryota; Fungi; Basidiomycota; Agaricomycetes; Hymenochaetales; Hymenochaetaceae. The transcript has 3 exons. The annotation marks the transcript as partial.